UAUCGUUGCAACUCCUUCAAAAGAUUUUAUUUCAUCACCCGAUCUAAUUUCGAUCAGUUGCCUUAACGCAAUUGCACAGGUAACUAAAAUGAAAAAUCACGUGAAAUCCAAAAAAAAAAAUCACGUGGACAGGUUUAGAGGUUUGACGAAUUCUUCACGUAAAAAAUGGUAACAAUAUAUAAUAAAUUCGACUGUCAACAUGUUCUUUCCAAGUCACAUAUAUUCAUUAUAUUCUACCAAGUCCUCCAGUCCAUGAUAUAACUCAGCUGGUUAUAACCAAAUCUUCUGCGGCGAGUGUCCUCCAGCAUACUGCCACGAAAUCGAUUUCACUCAUUACAAACGUCGUGAAGCCAUAUAACGACUGCUUCGACUACAUUUUCGUGCGGUUCUUCAAUUCACUCCGGCAAUUCAAGAAUUCUCAUUGAUGUCCAUUUUCCGCGCACGCCGAUAACAGUUCCAACUAGGUUCUUUCAUUUUUGUCAUCGGCAUCUUUUGCACUUUGAAGUUUUUUCCCACUGUACAAAAAGAGAUUCCCCUCUGUAUUAAAGACUUACGAAUUUAAUUGACGCUGGCAUGUGGCGAUGUUCCCGACUGUAAUUACUGAAUACGUAAUGACUCGUUGGAAACGAGGCACCAACAGUUGUGAGGUGGACCUUCGUUACUACAGUCGACAUUGCACUUGUCUGUCGUCCGUUGCUACAAAAUAAAACUCUCAUGGAGAACAUCUUCGACAGCUCGUACUAUUCGUUUACGAAACGAGGACUACAAUGCAUUGGUCAGUGGCCAUUUCAAUCAUCGAAGGAAAAGAGAAUCUUAAGGUGCUUGACCAUUUUCAUUAUCACCAGUAUCCUGAUACCUACGAUUACCAAAUGUAUAACAUCAAUAGAUGAUAUAGAUGUUGUCACUGAAGUCCUAUUUAUUAUCGGAUUAAUAGCAUUAGCUUUCACGAAGUUUUUCAACUGGACAAUUCUGGAGGACAUUAUGAUUCAACUACUUUUGACCAUUAAAAGAGAUUGGCAAAGUUUGAUAGAUCAACGUGAUAUUGAAUUACUGCAGCAGCAUUCCGAAAGAGGACGAAAAUUGAGUGUAGCAUUUGCAACAUUUAUCUACGGGAAUCUUCUGCUAUAUUUUUGCACACCAGCAAUUCCAAAGAUAUUGGAUAUUUUCUAUCCAUUAAAUGAGACUCGUCCCCGAUUAUUUCUGUCUCAGACAGAAUAUUUCAUCGAUCAUGAAAAGUACUAUACAUAUAUAUUGUUUCACGCCUACAUCAGCAGUAUUAUAAAUACGGCGUGCAUAGUCUUUUUCGAGAAUUUCUUUGCAAUUUGUGUUUGCCAUGCAUGUGGAAAGUUUGAAAUCCUGAAAGCGCAUCUAGAAUCACUACAUUUAGACGGAACAAUAUUAAUUGAAGAAACAUCAUUGGCCGAUUUCUAUUUCAUUAAGAAUCGUAUAAGGAUCUGCUCUGAUUUACAAACACAGACGUUAGAAUUCGUUGAUUGUUUGGAAUCUUCUUAUUGUGUUGCUCUUCUAUUCACGGUGGGAAUUAAUAUAGGGUUGAUAGUAGUGGCUGGUACUGUAGCUAUGAUUAAAAAUUCUGAACCAAGUGAAUCAAUUAGAAUGGUCUGCAUUACUGCUGACCUAAUCAUUCAUUUAUUCUACUCCAGUUGGUUAGGACAUGCCCUUAUUGUUCAAAACGAACGUGUUCUUGAUGCAGUUUACCAGAGUGAAUGGUAUCGCUUCUCCAGUCGAUCGCAGUUGAUGCUUCUUUCUAUCAUGAUGAGAAGUUUAAAACCAUGUCAAUUGACAGCUGGAAAACUCUAUAUCAUGUCGAUGCAAGGAUUCGGAGCGGCCAUGAGAACUGUCAUGUCUUUCUUCACUCUUUUCAAUUCAAUGAGAUAAACUCGUAAGGAAUUGAAAAUCCAUAAU
Diachasma alloeum is the source of this 1923-nucleotide messenger RNA. RefSeq lists its product as uncharacterized. The transcript has 9 exons. Gene Ontology annotation, biological process: detection of chemical stimulus involved in sensory perception of smell; sensory perception of smell. Gene Ontology annotation, molecular function: olfactory receptor activity; odorant binding. The record is from RefSeq and is a predicted model, not a curated record. Bases 715 to 1896 code for a protein of 393 amino acids. NCBI's taxonomy places the organism in Eukaryota, Metazoa, Arthropoda, Insecta, Hymenoptera, Braconidae. Gene Ontology annotation, cellular component: plasma membrane.